GAUUUCAACUUCGAUUAUUUCGACAAAAAGUGACCUUUGAAAGCAGAUAAUUUAGUUUAUCGAGUGAACUGGAGAUAACAGUUUGUUCAAAAAUGAGUCAGACAGAAAUUUGCGAGAAGAUAAUUUUGGGUUAUUUCUCUGUCAGAGCAUACGUUGAUCACUUGAAGCUGCUACUGGAGUACAAGCAGAUUCCGUACACAUUCCAGAGUUGCCAGAAGGAACAGUUGGAUGAUGGGUCGUGGCAGGGAGGCCUCUGGUAUCAGGAGUGGAGACAUAAUUUGAAUCUGGACUUCCCCAAUAUGCCUUUCUACAUUGAAAAAUACUCGGAUGGAUCCCAAUUUUCCAUGACAGAAUCUAUGGCCAUAUUGCGUCAUCUGGGCCGGAAAUAUUCCUUAUAUGGAGAUGGAUCUAUCCAGCAUAUGGCCAAAGUGGACAUGCUAGUGGAUGUGGCUGUUGAAUUGCGACUUAUAUUUGUCAAUCUGACUUAUUUCGGGGACGUCGAGAAAGAAAAGUCAGAUUAUUUCAAGAAAACAGGCGAUAAAUUCUCCCGUUUUGAGACAUUCAUGGUGAAUCAUGGGGCAGAUUGGGUGUGUGGCCAUCGAAUCACAAUAGCCGAUUUCAUCCUUUGGACUGUGCUGGAUUACAACGUCACUCUGUAUCCAGACAUCCUGGAUCCUUAUCCCAAUCUGAGGGCAGUUAAGUCUAGAAUGGAGUCUGUUACUCAGGUCGCGGAGUAUUUGAACAGUGAGAGGUUUUCGAGAUUUCCAAUUAACAGUCCGUAUGCGAACUGGGGUGGCCAAAAAAAGUAGAAACUAUUUUUCUUGAUAAACAUACCUGACCUAGUAAAUGGAAAUUAUUGGUCUCAGUAUUUGAUCAAUUAAUUAAACCUGCUCGCUGUACUUAAAUAAACUGACAAAUAAAAGUUAACGUAAAACGCUAUGUUUGUGGCCAAUUAGUUAU
Symsagittifera roscoffensis is the source of this 960-nucleotide messenger RNA. RefSeq names its product glutathione S-transferase Y1-like. The record is from RefSeq and is a predicted model, not a curated record. Gene Ontology annotation, biological process: glutathione metabolic process. Bases 93 to 809 code for a protein of 238 amino acids. Gene Ontology annotation, molecular function: glutathione transferase activity. The transcript is spliced from 3 exons. Lineage: Eukaryota; Metazoa; Xenacoelomorpha; Acoela; Convolutidae.